Pleurotus ostreatus (oyster mushroom) is the source of this 312-nucleotide messenger RNA. RefSeq lists its product as uncharacterized. Gene Ontology annotation, biological process: mitochondrial outer membrane translocase complex assembly; protein insertion into mitochondrial outer membrane. Bases 1 to 312 code for a protein of 103 amino acids. The transcript has a single exon. Gene Ontology annotation, cellular component: mitochondrial outer membrane. Lineage: Eukaryota; Fungi; Basidiomycota; Agaricomycetes; Agaricales; Pleurotaceae. The record is from RefSeq and is a predicted model, not a curated record.
AUGCCCGCGUCUGAUGUUUCCCUAUCCGACAUGCACUCGGAGGCGUCAAUAGACUCGGAGGAAGAGUACCUGCUCGCGCAACAAGAAUGGGAAGAGAGUCUGCAACAACUGCAGCAGCUCGUAGGAGCAUUGCUGCUGCCUUACUUUGGGAAAUGGCUGGGCAGGCAGACGAGCCACUGGGGUACGUCUGCGCUUCGCUGCUACCUCCGCACCAGGCUAUAUGUGCAAUUUGACAGCGUACGCAAGAUAUCUGCGUCUGGGCCUUGGAAAGGCUUUCUUCGGGCGGCACUGAAACUAGUUCAGCUACCAUAA